Molecule: messenger RNA, 2084 nt
Organism: Somion occarium
Lineage: Eukaryota; Fungi; Basidiomycota; Agaricomycetes; Polyporales; Cerrenaceae
Source: the annotation of a GenBank genome assembly
ACGAGCUUCCGUUUUACUCUGCAAGCUGCAAGGACGACUUGCGCUGACCCAAUCCUCUGUGCUAUCUCAUGAUACCGUAUUGAUAUCAUCUGUAGUGCGGCUCAAUGAGGAGUGAUGGUCGUUAAAGUGGCAAAUUACCGUGUCGCGCCAUGGACCACUUUGACGUCUGCUUUGACUCGUGGCCAAGGGAAAAUACUGGUAAAUAGCACGCCUAUAAAUAUACGGGCGUAUCAAGGGAGAACAUUUCAAUCCCCACCUCCAACUCUCUAAUUUGACCUCUGUACCAGCACCACCGUUUUCAGUCGAUUAUGGUCAACGACGCCAACCUUAAUUUUGACUUUUUCGUCAACCCCAUCGAUCCUCAGCUGCAGCUAGAUGUGGAUGCAUUGUUCCGCGCCCUCAGCGGCCCUCAGCUUGAGGCACCUCCCCCACCAUACUUGGCCCAUUCGAUUGCACUUCCCUGCGUCACGGCUGCAAAAACCCUUCCAUACCUGCAACUGAGCGCCGUCAUUGAGAAUUUGAUGACGGGCCCAUCGAUUGUGGGCUCAGUCAAGAAUCUACACCUAGCGGUAUCUAAGGGAGACGACGAGGACUUCGGCAACAUAUCCCCUAUUCCUUUCCGCUUGGAAGAUAAUCCUACGACCCUUCCCACCAUCAAACAACUUGUCCUUCAACAUGUGGACUUGACUUGGAGGCCAAGUGGCCAACAACCCGUACCAUUGCGUCAACUUCACCUGACUAACUUCCCGGGAUCUCAUACAGCUCAUCCGUCGAUGGACGACCUUCUUGCCAUUCUGCGUGCCUGUCCUCGCCUCACUCAACUUUCUCUGUCAAACGUUGGACCGGAUUUAGGUGCUUGCUUUGUCAACCCUUCUAACCAAGUUUCAGUCCCCAAUCUCGAGAAACUUUGUCUUCACAAUACGGUCAUCAAUAUCCACAAUGUUUUGGCCCGUUUGGAGGUACCAGAUACCGCAAAGAUCCACCUCAAAACAUCUCUAACCUCCCAAGGAUCUCUGCGCGCCGUUCACUGCCUACCCAAGAACCAUCAAUUAUGGCCUCUUCACAAGAUCGAAACCCUUUUGAUAACAUCUGGUCGGGAUCGUGGUGGUGUCAUCGUCGAAGGCUUUUCCGACACAGAUAUCUUACCGUUCGAUCUCGCUAGGGUCAGAGCCGGGGGGAAGCAAAAGCUAACCAUGGAAUUCCUGUGUGAAAGUGGGAGUCCGAGAACCUGGCUGGGCUGUGGUGAUGGUCCUGUUGCGGCCGAUGUGAUCGCCGAAGUUCUUCAAACAUUCCAAAACGUUGGGCUCUCGCAUGUUCAAAUUAGGUGUCCCGUAUCCUCUGUAAGCGAGGCGGAAUGGAGCUGCAUUCUCCCCCACCUUUCUUCUACGACGCAACUCACGCUCACCAAUAUUGAAGACACCCGUCAGUAUCGCGUCUCAGGAAACUUCAAUUGGUUGAAGGCGCUCAGCUUCCGCAAGUACAACCCUCGGGCUGGCGUAAUGGGAACGUUAUGUCCCAAGCUCGACCAUCUCACUCUAUACGGGCUUGUCACCGAUACACAUUUCGCAAAUGAGCUCUGCAAUACCCUUCGAUCGCGGCUCCUCAAUGGUUUCAAGCUUACGACGCUCACCAUGAUUCAACGACAUGAAGGGGAAGGCCUUCAGGCAGAGAAGUGGAAGCAGUGGCCCAUACAAGACCAGAACCUUGUCGCGGAAUUCAUACCCGACGUUGGCUCUGAUGGCCAUAAGGACGAGCUCUAUACUGACGUUGGCCCUGGAUUCUGUGACUACUAACACGCUUGCUAUGGUUUCUGCUAUUCCUGGUCUCGCAACUCCUGGGAAUGUAUUUCAUUUCAUGCUGAUCUCGUCUUGUGUUCUCCUGCUGGAUCCAUCCGUCCUACGCUCGUUUAAUUAUUCUCUAGUCAAGCCUCUCUAUCUCGACAUCUUGAUCUUCCUUAGACGUUCUCCCCUCUGUCAUGGUUCUUUGUAAUUUUCUAUUUAUGAUAUCUGGGCCGCGGCGCCACUUUACUGCUACUUGGAUGAAGCUCUCUGUCGUCAAGCGAUUCUUCAUUGUUUUAUUCGCCG